AUGGCGUUGAGCAUCCCGAAAAGCUUGGGUGAAGCUGGAAGGCGCAUGAAGCACAAUGUUUGCUACUACCACACCAGUUACGCCAUCCUCGUCUUCUUUAUCUUCUUCCUCAUCCUCUCUGGGAACGAAGAAAACCCAAUUGUACUCAUCUUCAUUCACUGCAUUGUGGAUGUCAUCGCGAUCUUGGCAGUUGUCCGGUUCCUCACCACUUGGGCUCUGCUGCUCCUUGACGCUGUCUGGUUGAAUUGCCUGGUUUCGAUCUUGAUUGGUUCUGCGCUUGCUGGAUUACACGCCCUAUUUUGGGAGACGGAGGAUGUGCAACGUUUGGAUCACGACGAUCAAGAAGCUGAUCAUCAAGAUCGCGAGCUGCUCGAGGAGGUCGUUGGGAAUCCCACCACUACUGCUACUGCUUCAGACGUCGCGGAUUGA
Molecule: messenger RNA, 429 nt
Organism: Ziziphus jujuba (common jujube)
Lineage: Eukaryota; Viridiplantae; Streptophyta; Magnoliopsida; Rosales; Rhamnaceae
Product: PRA1 family protein E
Exons: 1
Coding region: 1-429 (142 amino acids)
Cellular component (GO): Golgi apparatus
Source: RefSeq, a predicted model, not a curated record